AAAUUCUACUCUUUAAUAAGGAGGUAAUCGAGCACUUGUCCGUCAAAACAAAACAAUAUUUUAGGUACAAGAAAAAUGUUUUUAUUAACAUCGUAGAGGUCUCGUUGCAUUAAAAAUCAUGUCAGCGUGCACGAGGAAUACGUUCAUUACCAGGAGAGACAGAGAGACCGGCUGCAAAUUACGAGCAGGUGACAUAGCGAGAUCAAAUCUAAGUUUAUCUUCAAACAUCAAAGCCCAUCACACCUGGGAUCCCAGGAAAACAAUCAGUGAUACUGAUCACGGUGGAAUUUUCAACUUCGACUUUUCAAAAGAUGGAUCAAUACUUGGAGCUGCCUGUGAAAGGAAAAGUGUACUAUUGUUUGAUCCAUUCAAUGGUAAGAAGGUGGCCACCAAAUUAAAUGCCCAUACAGACUGUGUGAACUGCGUAAAAUUUUUAGAUGAUCGUUUAUUUGCAACAUGUUCAGAUGACACGACAGUUGCAUUAUGGGACACCCGCUACCUAAAACAUAAUGUUCAAACAUUUCGUGGUCACUCAAACUGGGUCAAGAACAUAGAAUACGAUUCUAAGCAGGGUAUAUUAUUGACAUCUGGGUUUGAUGGCUGUAUUUAUACAUGGAAUAUUAACAGGUACAGUACUGAGGAGUCAUCAAACAAAGUGUUUUACACCAGUGGUCUAAUGAGGUCAAAAUUGUCUCCCGAUUUCUCUAAACUCAUCAUAUCCACACAUGAGGGCUACAUAAUAGUUGUACAUAACCUUGAUCUCUCUACAUUGGGUGAAGACCUAAAGGGGUUCAAGCCAAACAUGUAUCGGUUAAUGCAGCGAAGCCAGACACCGUUGAGAAUUGGUCUCAUGUACAAUCACGUGUUUGAACAAGAGAGGAACAGGGUACAGUUUAUAGCUGACUGGCCAACAGGAAAUGAUGCCAAUAUCAUAUCAUCUUUACAGGUUCAUCCACAAGGCUGGUGCAUGCUGUCCAGAAAUACAGACUCUAGUGAAAAUACAGAGUGGACAUGUGUGCAUGAACUACUAGAUGACUAUCCUGAGAAAAAAGCGGCAAAACGUCCGUGGGAGAUGGAACGUGUUACUCCUCAUACAUCGUCAGCUUAUUGUACUUCUACAAACACUCCUGCCUACUCAUCGUUAGCCCCAUCAAAUCAAUCACGGACACGAAAUUCUUCAUCCAGUGAAAAUCCAUCAGAAAAUGCCAUGAAUCAGUCGUCAUCAAAUAACAUUAGUGGAAAUUCAUCCACUCGUGAACUAGCUGGAAACUCAAGUAACCAAGCGUUAAGGAGUUCUCAGGCACGUCAACUACCAGGUAACCAAGGAAGUCGAGGAUCAGCAGAUACAAACAGUUCCAUUGACCGACCUGCCAGUAGAGAUUCAAUUUCACCAGAUUCAAAUGAUGGAAUAUUUACACCAGCCCCUGUUGAAAUCACAAGAGGCUCUCAGAAUGAAACUAAUGCAAGUCCCCCAGAAAGACGUGCUGCCACAUCUCCUCAGGUUUCAGGGCCAAUACAUAAUUCAUUGAUACAAAUACGUCGUGGGGCCAGGCAAGAAGACGGGAGCUUUUCUUUUUCUAUUUCUGUACAUACCUCUAGUGGUAGGACCAUUGAAUUUAACCAGGAUGAUUUGGCAUCAGAUGAUGAAGAAUCAGGAGUUAGGAUUGAAAGAAUUAUUCCUAACAAUAAUGCAGAUCUUCCGCAUGUGAAUCUCAGUUCGGGUAACACAACUCGAUCAAUAGGUGAUAAUAGAUCUGAACAGCAAGGAAACUCUGCAUCUGGAGCAACUUCAGGGAGAGAUGUUUCACCUAAUGAAAGAACUAGAACAGAAACAGCAACUGACCAAACGCAAGACGAAGACACUAGUACAAAUGUCAUUGGAGAGUCCGCAACUGUAGAAGAGGUCUUGUCAGUGCAAUCAGUAACAAAUAAUGAUCAUUCUGUUGGACCAGAAAGCGAUAGUGACAGCGAUUAUGAUCAUAAUUUACCAGGCUCGCUCAUUGAUCACACUAUAGAUGAUUAUUCAGACUUAGAAAACGAAAGUGACCAUGAUCUAAUAGAGGAAGAUAGAUACGAGUUCAGUAAUGACUCUGAUGAUGAGGCUGGAGCAGUUGGAUCCAGCUUUGACAUUGCAUAUACCAAUGAAGAAACUGGUGGAGAAAUAAACCUUACUAUUCAAGAUAGUGGUGGAGCCACAGCUAAUGUUGAAUCGGAUCGUUUAUUCAGAAACUCAGGUCUUCCGCGAAUUAGACGCGCUGGCAGCUCUAGAAGCAUAAGAGCAAAUAGCAGCAAUUCUCGUAGCUCGAAUACAAGUUCAUCUGGCUAUUCCAGUUCUGUGAACACAAACGCGCAAAAUUCUAGUCCACAAAUUGCCAAUUCACUUGAUUCUCAUUCUAGAAAUAACUCGUUCAUGUUUGUUCUUGAAUCCAAUACAGGGAAUCGCAGGAGACGAAUUCUUAAUCUUAGUUACCUUGACAGUUAUUCUGAGGUUGAGAAUAAUCAAUUACAAAAAAACAUUCAUUGGAACAGGAAAAAACUGUUGGGGUAUACAGAAGAAUGCAAUGUUGGGCGGGGCUUUAUCAAAGAGGUUGGAUUCAGUCAUGAUGGGAGGCUGAUAAGCUCCCCUUUUGGUUUUGGGUUAAGGAUUUUUGCCUUCGAUUCCCUUUGCAAUGAGUUAUGUGACUGUAUUCCAUCAAGUCCUGUGAAGUUAUAUGAAGUGACCUGUUCUCUGGCUCAUGUGAACUGUGUAGUGGCUACCAAAUUUUCACCGGUACAUAAUUUAAUUGUGUCAGGGUGUUUAGAUGGAAAGAUAGCCUUCCAUCAGCCAGUUCUGUGAAAAAUGUUAAAUGUUGUCCUUUUUUAAUUAAUAGUAUUUCUGUUAUGAAUGAAGUAAGGAGAACUGAAGGUAGGAAGAUAUGCUUUCAGGACAUACACUACAAAAAAUUUUGUACAAGUGUUGUAUUAACUGUGGGCAUUCUGUAAAUUGUAUAUUAAACUUAGGCUAUAUAGAAAUCUUUUUACAUUGAAGAUAAUGUUCAACUGAAUAUCACACAUAUGUAGGAUUUGAAAAAAACAUUACAAUUUGUAGGGGUGGUGUCUAUAGAAAUAAGCUAAUGUCAUUUAGUUUAUAAUAAGGGUAAACUAUAUCAAGCUAUCUUAUGAAAGGUUGGUGGUUCUACCCAGGUGCCUGUUCAUACUAAGUGGUACCAGAAGCGUUCCUCCACCAGUAAAGCUGAAAAGAUACCAUUUCAAGUUUUCCGAAAAAAGUCAAGGCCCAAAAGAGUCCAUAAAGCUCAUUAAAAACAUUAAAAAACGACAUGAUGAUCAAAAAGGUAUGGCAAAUUACAAAGGGGAUGAAAAUUUUGAAAUGCUAUGAAACUAGAAAGUUAUUUGAAACAAAUAAUGUUGUUUUUUCAUUAUCAAAGAUUGACAAUUUUAUUAAAGUAAUUAAGUUACUCUAUUAUCAUUGUUCUUAAGAAUAUAUUAGAAUAUUUUAUAACUUUAGAAUUUUUGAAAAAAUAAAUGCGAUAUCUUUAUAGAUGUAGUGUGAUGAAGUAAAUAUAUAAUGUUAGAUUUGGUAUGGUACAGUU
This is a messenger RNA of Ruditapes philippinarum (Manila clam), 3590 nucleotides long. RefSeq lists its product as uncharacterized. Gene Ontology annotation, molecular function: protein binding. The record is from RefSeq and is a predicted model, not a curated record. Lineage: Eukaryota; Metazoa; Mollusca; Bivalvia; Venerida; Veneridae. Gene Ontology annotation, cellular component: Cul4-RING E3 ubiquitin ligase complex.